Molecule: messenger RNA, 1568 nt
Organism: Orbicella faveolata
Lineage: Eukaryota; Metazoa; Cnidaria; Anthozoa; Scleractinia; Merulinidae
Source: RefSeq, a predicted model, not a curated record
CACGGCGGGUAGUUCCGAGCGGGCAAGAUUGCUCCAUCUUGCCCGCUCGGGUGGCCAAUCACAGCGCUCCUCGCUUAACGUAACACUGCGUCAGUUCAGCAUCACUAGGAAUCAUACCGCCCUGGACUCACACAACGCUCACUUGACGCUUUCAUGAAAAAAUACGUAGUACGUGUCUGAGAAUUCAUUUAUUUUUUGCUUUUCUCGAGACGUGAGCUUGGGACGUCGGUGGAUUAAAUGACUCCAAAUCUGGUAUUCGUUUAGCUCGUUAAAAAACGGAAACACUCAUGAUGCUAGUGAACUUACAUUCUCCGUGGACAUGUAGAUAAUGUUACGCACGACUAACGCAUUAUUUCAAUAGUUCAUAGCAAUAAAGAUAUGACUGAUCGUUGCAGUUAUACACACAACUUAAGCAGUCGUGAAAUUAAAGCCUGAAAAAAAUUUAGGCCUAAACGGGAUUCGAAUUCAUCACCUCUGCGAUACCGGUGGAGUGCGCUACCAACCGAGCUAUCAAGCCAACUGUGCUGGUCAUAUUGUGAGGAAUACAAAUGAAUAUACCUGGCAUAGUCAAUCGAAUCCAAUCGAACUGUAUUUCAAUCAAACUCAAUCGACCUAAAUCGAACUUAAUCCAUGGAUUGAGAUCGAUUGAGUUCGGUAAUCAACCCAAUUCGAACUCACACAAAAGUAGUUGAACAAUCGAACUAAAUCGAACUUUUAAUUUCUGAAGUCUUGAUAUUGGAUUCGUGAGCGUUCUAAAUCGGGUUUUGAAGCCGUUUUGAAGGGCAUUAUUCAGCAGUUUUGUUUCCUUUCAAUUGGUUGCUAGGUGUACCUUGUACGUGCUGGUAGAUUGGCCUAAAUAUAAUAAAUAGCAAACGUUACGUUGACUGUGAAACUUGCAUAACACAUUGGUAUAAAUAACGACGGUACUGGGAACCAUGCAUUUCGACAUAGCCAUUGACCUGAUUAAAACAACUUUUAAGAAAGUGGACUAAAUGGAUAAAGCACCGUACAUUUUGCUCAUUGUAACCGGGUAUACUUUCUUGGUGGGCUCAGUGGAGACCAAGUCACAAAGUGCUUGCUUCAGCUCACUUUUCAUAUAUGAAAGAGAAUGUGGUGGAGGCCAUCUUUUUAAGAUUCACACAGGCAGACGUAACAUUUCUUCGGCUGUGAAGCGCCAAUUUGACGUAUCAGUAACUGGAACAAGCACCACAGACAAAAGGACUAGAUUUACAGUUGUGGACGUCGACGCUAGUACAAACAGGAAGUGCAUUCAAUUCAUCGAUAAACGCGGUACUACCUAUGCAUUGAAGGUCAUCAAUGGUACGAACCUUCCGCGAUUCGAGCAAUACGAUGGAUGUAAAAAUUCAACUAGUAAUGAUUUCCUGUUUGAAGAAACCGAAACCGGCCUCGUCGAAGGAAUGAAAACAUUCACAUAUGAACAUAAACGCAGUGGUGUCAGUGGCAAGAUGUGUCUUGGUGUUAUUGGAGGCUGUGAUAAAAAAUUGUAUCUGUUAAGUCCAGGUGGUCCUAAUGACAGGCGCUGUCUAUUUUGGAAAAUAAUCGUGUAA